Hypanus sabinus (Atlantic stingray) is the source of this 1014-nucleotide messenger RNA. RefSeq names its product eukaryotic translation initiation factor 2B, subunit 1 alpha (gene eif2b1). The coding region runs from base 44 to 1009 and encodes 321 amino acids. Gene Ontology annotation, cellular component: eukaryotic translation initiation factor 2B complex. The record is from RefSeq and is a predicted model, not a curated record. Gene Ontology annotation, biological process: translational initiation. The transcript has 10 exons. Gene Ontology annotation, molecular function: guanyl-nucleotide exchange factor activity; translation initiation factor activity. NCBI's taxonomy places the organism in Eukaryota, Metazoa, Chordata, Chondrichthyes, Myliobatiformes, Dasyatidae.
GCACGAUGGAGGAGGAGGGAUUUUGGUGGUGAAGGAACCAGCGAUGAUAAUGUCCGAGAAUCCAUCAGGAUCAGCGUUAUUUUUUGAUGGAGACGGGCAAUGUGGCACAACUGAGCUUGUGGACUAUUUCAAAACGCAAAUGAAGGAGAACGAAGAUGUCGCUUCUGCAGUUGCCGCAAUUCGUACCUUGCUGGAGUUCUUGAAGAGAGAUAGAGGAGAGACCAUUCAAGGGCUGAGAGAGAACCUGAAGGAAGCCAUUAAAAUCCUGUGCAGCGUAGACUCGUCAGUGGCAGUGUCUUCAGGUGGCGAACUCUUCCUCCGCUUCAUCAGUCUUACAUCGCUGGAACACCCGGAUUACUCAAUAUGCAAAAAGACGAUGAUAGACAGAGGGGAGCUUUAUUUGAAAAAAAUUUCUGUUUCAAGGGAUAAGAUUGCAAACCUCUGUUCUGCCUUUAUAAACGAUGGCGCAAAAAUCUUGACCCACUCUUCCUCACGGGUGGUCCUGCGAGUGCUGGAGAAAGCGGCCAAGGCCAAGAAACGCUUCAGUGUCUACAUCACAGAAUCGCAACCUGAUUCUUCAGGACUGAAAAGUGCAGAAAGACUGAGGAAGCUGAACAUCCCAGUGACGGUGAUCUUAGAUGCUUCAGUUGGGUGCAUUAUGGAGAAAGUGGAUCUGUUGCUGGUCGGAGCCGAGGGAGUGGUAGAAAGUGGCGGAAUUAUUAACAAGAUUGGAACAUACCAAAUGGCAGUAUGUGGAAAAUCACACAACAAACCCUUCUACGUGGUGGCUGAGAGUUUCAAAUUCGUCCGGCUUUAUCCCCUCAAUCAGCAAGAUGUUCCUGAUCGCUUUAAGUACACAGCAGAGAUAUUAAAAUCGGCAAAGAACCUUGCAGAAGAGCAUCCCACAGUGGACUACACCCCGCCAUCGUUCAUUACCCUUUUGUUCACUGAUCUAGGUGUUCUCACACCUUCAGCUGUUAGUGAUGAACUAAUUAAACUCUAUUUGUAACAGUG